This is a messenger RNA of Nomia melanderi (Alkali bee), 2174 nucleotides long. It is a transcript of the gene ergic53, whose product is annotated as lectin, mannose binding protein ergic53. The record is from RefSeq and is a predicted model, not a curated record. Gene Ontology annotation, cellular component: Golgi membrane; COPII-coated ER to Golgi transport vesicle; endoplasmic reticulum-Golgi intermediate compartment. Gene Ontology annotation, molecular function: D-mannose binding. NCBI's taxonomy places the organism in Eukaryota, Metazoa, Arthropoda, Insecta, Hymenoptera, Halictidae. Gene Ontology annotation, biological process: endoplasmic reticulum to Golgi vesicle-mediated transport.
GAACAGCUGCGUUCUGAAAUCAGCUGAGAACAAUGGCAGCCAUCCUAGACACAGAGUAAAUUUGGAGAAGAGAAACUUCUAUUGGAAUCUUUCAAGAUAGAUCCCCCAAAUCGUGUCGAUCGUGGUCAAUCUACUUUCGACUCGACAGUCGAAAUGAAGAUGGCCGCCGAGGUGAGGUGGCUUUUAAUUUUUCAUGUGUUUUUGGUGAUUGCUUCGGUCUUUGGUGAAAUACCUCAUCGGAAAUUUGAAUAUAAGUAUUCCUUCAAGCCACCGUAUCUCGCACAAAAAGAUGGCAGCGUGCCUUUUUGGGAAUACGGAGGAAAUGCAAUUGCAAGUGCAGAAAAUGUUAGAGUAGCACCAUCAUUGAGAAGUCAAAAAGGUGCAAUAUGGAUCAAACAACCAGUUACCUUUGAUUGGUGGGAGAUAGAGUUGAUAUUUAGAGUAACAGGAAGGGGAAGGAUUGGUGCGGAUGGUUUAGCAUUUUGGUAUACUAGUUCAAAGGGUACUUAUAAUGGCACUGUUUUUGGUAGUGCUGAUCAAUGGAAUGGUCUUGGUAUCUUCUUUGAUUCAUUUGAUAAUGACAAUAAACAUAAUAACCCUUACAUCAUGGCUGUUCUCAAUGAUGGCACAAAAACUUUCGAUCAUACUAGUGAUGGUACAACGCAAUUGUCGGCUGGUUGUUUGAGAGAUUUCCGUAACAAACCAUUUGCUACUAGAGCAAAAAUUGAAUACUAUCAAAACAUUUUAACAGUACUGUUUCACAAUGGUAUGACGAAUAACGAGCAAGACUAUGAGGUGUGUUUCCGUGUUGAAAAUGUUGUUCUACCUAAAGGUGGAUACUUUGGGGUUUCUGCUGCUACUGGUGGUUUGGCGGAUGACCAUGAUGUUUCUCAUUUCUUAACACAUUCUCUUUAUCCUCCUGGCCAAUUGAGACAUGAUGGGCAAAAGGUUUCUUUAGAAGAACAACAGAAACUUAGUCAGGAAUAUAUGGAUUAUCAGAAAAAAUUAGAACAACAGAAAGAGGAGUAUCGCCGAGAUCAUCCAGAAAUGCGCCGUGAGAGAGAGGAAUUUGAGGAAUAUUUUGAAACUGACAAUCAAAGAGAAUUAAUACAAAUCUUUGCUGGUCAGAACCAUAUGUCUGAGACGUUACGUGAACUCAGUAAAAAAUUGGAUGAAAUACUUGGAAGACAAGAAAGAUCUUUGAGUUUAAUAUCUCAACUACAGUUAGGAGGUAUACAAGGCACUGGUGGCCAACCAGGACAACCAAUUCAGUUAAUUGAUACAAUUCGUCGACAAGAAGUUGAUACUAUAAUAGGGAAUCAAAAUGUUAUACUCAAUACAGCUCAGGAAAUCAAAUCUUUCAUGGGUGAAGUAUAUUCCAAGACUGAUACCAUCCUUAAUAAUCAAGCUCGUGCACCAACUGCACAAGUACAACAAAUGGGAUAUAAUUAUGAUUCUAUCAUCUCUGAAAUACGAGAUGGACUUAACACAUUAAAGAAGGAAAUUGGGCAAGUUAACUCUAAAGGUUGUUCAGACUGUCCUACAACAAAUUGUUUAACAACAACAAUGUUCUUAUUAUUUGUGGCAAUUCAAAUGGUGAUUUUAUUAGCAUACAGCAUGUACCGGGACAAUAAGGAAGCACAGGCGAAGAAGUUGUAUUAAUGUUUGUUUUUGAUCAUACACUAAAAAAAUAUUGAUGAGAACUUCUACGUUUGCGUACUGACUCAAUGUUUGUAUCCGUGGAAUAUGCAUUUUGUUGAACAUUUGUAUAAUAAAUGCAUCCUUCAUCCGAGUUAGACCUAACAGAACAGCAGAGAGCAAUAAUUACUCUCUACACGCGGUAAACGUAAUCACUUCACUCUGCUUGGUAUAAUUUAGUCGACUCAUUAUAUUUUUUUUCACUGCAAGACAUUUUUUUGUCAGUACGAGUUACGAACUAACAGAGACAAAGAUGACAAAUUAUGAACUAGAGAUUAAAAAACAAAUCGGAAAAUAUUAUGAAUAUUGGAAUAAGGUAUCCUUUGUCAUGAGUUACUUAGGGGGAUUGUUGUGUAUAAUAUAUAUUUUUUUAUCGUCUUUCAUCAAGAAUAACUCGCGCUACGCGCACAUGCAUUUUUUGCGAAUUUCAUUUAUGAUACCUAUCACUUUUUUUUAUGUAGAAAUUUUUUUGUAGC